AGGCAGUCACGUGCCGUGCCGGCGUACACGUGUGACUAAUUCCUAUUGGUUGAUGAUCUCAUCCCCAGCGUUUCGACGUGGCCGAUUAAUUUCCACGUGGCAGUCAGUCGGUCAACUACAACGCCCAAUCUCGUUCUUAACGAGUCGAGCCCACCGAAUUCGCGUCCCUCUCAUUCUCCUCAUCCUCCCUUCCCUUUGUAAAUCCACAGUUCAACAACAUAUGGCUCUCAGCCUAUGGGCUCCCACGGAAAUUUUUUUUUUUGUACCGAGAAAUUUCUAGAGAGAGAAAUUAGUAUCCUGCUUCGCUGAAUCACGAUACAUAGUAUAAGUGUGUGUGUAGACAACUAGACAUAGAAGAUAGAGAGCAAGCUUGAUAAGUUAAUACUAUUGUAGAUAGCGAAAGGGAGACCGCGAAGAGAGCGAGAGGAAAAUGGGGACGCCGUUGUUGGGGCGGGACGGAGGAGGAGGAAGAAGAGGAGGAGGAGGAGUGGCGGUGUUGUCAUCAGGGGCGGUGAAUCCGGUGGAUUCGUCGUCGGCUUCGAAGAAAUGUUUGGAUGUGAAAUCACCAAUCCUAAUAUUCCUCUACUUCCACAAGGCCAUCCGUUUGGAGCUCGACCAGCUUCACCAAUCGGCCAUGGCCUUCGCCACCGGCCAACUAACCGACAUACACCCGCUCUUCGACCGCUACCAUUUCCUUAGGUCUAUUUACAAGCACCACUCCAAUGCUGAGGAUGAGGUCAUCUUUCCAGCUCUUGAUAUUCGCGUGAAGAAUGUGGCACAAGCAUACUCCUUAGAGCACAAAGGCGAGAGUGAUAUUUUUGAUCUUUUAUUUGAGCUGCUAAAUUCAAACAGGCCGAGUGAUGAAACGUUGGCUAGGGAGCUAGCAUCAUGCACAGGAGCCCUUCAGACCUCAGUUAGUCAGCACAUGUCUAAGGAAGAGGAGCAGGUUUUUCCCCUGCUCAUUGAGAAGUUCUCCUUUGAAGAGCAGGCAUCGUUAGUUUGGCAGUUCUUCUGCAGUAUUCCUGUGAAUAUGAUGAUCAAAUUCCUUCCAUGGCUUUCAUCUUCUAUUUCACCUGAUGAGUAUAAGGAUAUGCUUAAAUGCUUGCGUAAGAUAGUUCCAAAAGAGAAGCUCCUUCAACAAGUUUUCUUCACUUGGAUGGAAGGUAGGAACAGUGCGAACAUGGUUAGAAGUCAUGAUGGUGAUCCUCAAAACCAGUGUUCAACAAAUUCUAGUGCUAGCGGCAACUUAACCCAUGAAACAGCAGAAGUAAAUUGUGCCUGCGUAUCCACCAAGAAUGGGAAGAGGAAAUACUUGAUGUCAAGUGCUGAUGGGUCUGAAUCUGAUACCUACCCAAUGCAUCCGAUUAAUGAAAUAUUGCAUUGGCAUAAUACCAUAAGAAAAGAGUUGACUGACAUAGCAGAGGAAGCUAAGAGGAUACAGCUUUCCGGGGAUUUUUCUAAUUUAGCAGCCUUCAACGAAAGGCUCCAGUUUAUAGCUGAAGUUUGUAUAUUUCACAGUAUAGCUGAGGACAAGGUCAUAUUCCCUGCAGUAGAUGGAGAACUCUCGUUUUUCCAGGAGCAUGCUGAUGAAGAAAGUCAAUUUAAUCAGUUCCGUUCUCUAAUUGAAAAUAUUCAGAGUGCGGGAUUCAAUUCUUCUUCAGCUGCUGAAUUUUAUGCAAAGUUAUGUUCACAUGCUGAUCAUAUUUUGGAAACCAUACACAGACAUUUUGAAAAUGAGGAAGUUCAGGUUCUUCCACUUGCUCGAAAGCAUUUCAGUUUCAAAAGACAACGGGAGCUUUUGUAUCAAAGUUUGUGUGUGAUGCCUUUGAAAUUGAUUGAACGUGUCUUGCCGUGGCUGGUUGGAUCGUUGACUGAAGAUGAAGCCGCAGAUUUCCUUAGAAACAUGCAUUUGGCAGCUCCGGCAGCAGAUACUGCUCUGGUAACGCUUUUUUCUGGUUGGGCUUGCAAGGGACGUCAUCAGGGUGUAUGUUUGUCUUCUAGUGCUGUUGGUUGCUGUCCUGUGAAAAGGUUCGCUGACAUCGAAGAAGAUUUUGUUCGACCAUAUUGCCCAUGCCCAGUCUUGGCUCAGAUGGUUGAAGAUGAAAGGCCAGUCAAGCGAAACAUCUCAAUACCAUGCACAAACAACGACGUAAAUGAGCCUUCCCAGAUAGUAAAUGACCAUAAUCCAGCUCGUAGAGAUCGAACUUGCUGUGUCCCAGGCUUGGGAGUAAGCGGCAAUAAUCUGGGAUUGAGUACUGUUUCUACAGUUAAGUCUUUGCGUUCCUUGUCCUUCAGCUCAUGUGCUCCUUCUCUUAAUUCCAGUCUUUUCUGCUGGGAAUCAGAUAAUAGCUCCUGUGAUGUUGGGUGCAGAGUUCAUCCAAUUGACACUAUAUUUAAGUUCCAUAAAGCCAUACGCAAAGAUUUGGAGUAUUUGGAUGUUGAAUCUGGAAAACUUAGUGAUUGGGAUGAGACAUUCCUUCGACGGUUCUCUGGAAGAUUUCGAUUGCUUUGGGGUCUAUAUAGAGCUCAUAGUAAUGCGGAGGAUGAAAUAGUUUUUCCAGCGCUGGAAUCCAAAGAGGCACUUCACAAUGUGAGUCACUCGUACAUGCUGGACCAUAAGCAGGAAGAAAAAUUGUUUGAAGAUAUAUCAUCUGCCCUUUCUGACCUUUCAUACCUUCAUGAAGAUCUAGUUCGAAGUCACGGCAAAUUUUCUGGCGGGCAUGGUAAUGAUAGUUUGAGAAAGUACAUUGAGCUCGCUACAAAGCUCCAAGGCAUGUGCAAGUCAAUUAGAGUCAGCCUAGAUCAGCAUAUUUUCAGGGAAGAACUUGAGCUGUGGCCUUUGUUUGGUAAACAUUUUUCUCUAGAGGAGCAGGACAAAAUUGUUGGCCGGAUUAUAGGGUCCACAGGUGCUGAAGUGCUCCAAUCAAUGUUACCUUGGGUAACAUCUGCUCUUACUCUGGAUGAGCAGAAUAAAAUGAUGGACACAUGGAAGCAGGCAACCAAAAACACAAUGUUUAAUGAGUGGCUUAAUGCAUGCUGGAAAGGAACUCAAGAAUCACCCUUACAGCCUGAAACAUCAGACACCAGUGGUUCUUUGUGUAAAGGUGUUGAUUCUCGAGAAAGCUUGGACCUGAGUGAUCAGAUGUUUAAACCUGGCUGGAAAGAUAUUUUUCUCAUGAAUCAAAAUGAAUUGGAGGCAGAGAUUAGAAAGGUUUAUCGCGACUCGAGUCUUGAUCCAAGGAGAAAAGCAUAUCUUGUUCAAAAUCUUAUGACUAGUCGCUGGAUAGCUGCUCAGCAGAAGUCAACUCAAGCAGUACAAGGUGAAACUCUGGACGGUGAAGGUAUACCAGGAUGCUCUCCAUCCUUUCGAGAUCCGGGGAAACAAGUCUUUGGGUGUGAACACUACAAGAGAAACUGUAAACUUCUUGCUGCAUGCUGCGGGAAGUUGUUUGCAUGCAGAUUUUGUCAUGACAAAGUUAGCGACCACUCAAUGGAUAGGAAAGCAACAGCAGAAAUGAUGUGCAUGCGUUGCUUGAAAAUUCAGGAAGUAGGACCUAUUUGCAUGACACCUUCAUGCAAUGGGCUUCCCAUGGCGAAGUACUACUGCAAUAUAUGCAAGUUAUUUGAUGAUGACCGGAAUGUAUAUCAUUGCCCGUUUUGCAAUUUAUGCCGGGUUGGGAGGGGUCUCGGUGUUGAUUUUUUCCAUUGCAUGAAAUGUAAUUGUUGUCUAGCCUUGAAAUUAGUUAACCACAAGUGUCUGGAGAAAAGCUUAGAAACAAACUGCCCUAUCUGCUGUGAGUUCCUGUUCACAUCAAGUGCAACAGUCAGGAGUCUUCCCUGUGGCCAUUUCAUGCAUUCAGCUUGUUUUCAGGCAUACGCUUGCAGGAAUUAUGUCUGUCCAAUAUGCAGCAAAUCUAUGGGGGAUAUGGCGGUAUACUUCGGUAUGCUAGAUGCUUUGCUGGCUACUGAGGAGCUUCCAGAAGAAUACAGGGAUCGUGUUCAGGACAUACUUUGCAAUGACUGUGAACACAAGGGAACGGCACACUUCCAUUGGUUAUAUCAUAAGUGUGGCUCAUGUGGAUCGUACAACACCAGGGUGAUCAAAAGCGAGUCCAGCAAUACUGACUGCCUUCCAUCCGAUCAAUGAAAGGUGUUCUCCUUUUCUGCAAUAGUAGUAUUUUACAUGAGAUUGCAUGUAAAUACAUGUACAGUGAAGUUUUCCCCAAUUUUAUUGUGGUAUACUAUCUUGUCUUCUGCCUCAUCACUGUCUUCAUUUCAGCAAUCCAGGUUUAUCACUGGCAGUGUCAAUUGUUUUCUUUAGUUGUGCAGUUCAAGUCAUGCUAACGUCUACAACUGUUCUAUUUUCGAAUUGUCCAUAGUCCUAUGGAGGCUGCUGCUGGUAUAAUUGCCAUGAGCUAUUGUGAUU
Messenger RNA from Rhododendron vialii, 4426 nucleotides. RefSeq names its product zinc finger protein BRUTUS. Gene Ontology annotation, biological process: ubiquitin-dependent protein catabolic process; protein ubiquitination. NCBI's taxonomy places the organism in Eukaryota, Viridiplantae, Streptophyta, Magnoliopsida, Ericales, Ericaceae. The transcript has 14 exons. The coding region runs from base 431 to 4147 and encodes 1238 amino acids. The record is from RefSeq and is a predicted model, not a curated record. Gene Ontology annotation, cellular component: nucleus. Gene Ontology annotation, molecular function: zinc ion binding; ubiquitin protein ligase activity.